Cuscuta campestris is the source of this 1678-nucleotide messenger RNA. Lineage: Eukaryota; Viridiplantae; Streptophyta; Magnoliopsida; Solanales; Convolvulaceae. The record is from the annotation of a GenBank genome assembly.
AUAAAUACAAAAGCGGUGGAAAGUUGAAGAGUUGAUAAGAAACUGGAGACUCAAUACCCCCCAUACUCUUUCUGUCCAAAGAAACCGACGAAGAAGAAGAGCAAGAAACGAACCUCCUUCCUUUUCUUUAUAAUAACGCUUCCUCUUUUUUUCAUUCCCUGGAGGAAUCCAUUAUUACUACCACUACUGUUGUUGUUAAGCUCUGAAGCUGGGCCAAAAAUGGCGGCCUAAUCUUCUUCUUCUUGUGAUUAAACAUUCAUUCACUUUCCAUUUCCUUCUCCAUUAACUCACCAAGAAUCAAUCAAAAACGUGAUUGGCCCCCCCAAUUCUCUCUUUCUUGUUCAUGCUGUUAUUGUGUAAGCUUUAAUUGCCCUCCCCCCUACCCCUACCCCUCCUUCCCUGCUAUAUAAUUUCUCCACCAUAUCUGGCUGUAGAGGAGAUUAAUUCUCAUAUAGCUAUGGCUGUUCAAGCUCAAUACCCUUCCAAUAAUGUCUUCUUCUUCAACACCAACACCAACAACAACAACAGGUUUGUCUUUUCGUCUUUCUCGCCUUCGAAAUGGUUUCUCAGGUUUGUUUGUUGAAUCUAUCUCUGUCUAUGUAAUCAGGGGUUUGCAGGAUGGGAAGAACAAUGAAUGUUCUUUGGUUGAUCAGGACUCUAUCAGAUUGGUUCCUACAGAUGGUGUGGGGAAUUCGAGGAAGAGGGCUAGAGAAAACGAGAUCAACGUCAUUGCCGCCAUGAAUAGACCGCUGCAGCCUCCGUCGCCGGCGGUUGUCGAUCUCGGCCGGCGGCAGACGUCGCCUCCACGGCCUCACGUCGUGUCCACAGGCCUGCGUCUGGCGUUCGGAGAUCAACAAUCGCAGCAUCGGAUUCAACAGAACUCCGUUUCUCCUCCCUUCUCCCAAUCGUCUCUUCUGUUUUCGACAUUGGCGGAUGAUUUGAACGCUCAUCUCAAACAGCAGUCCGAUGAAAUCGAUCGAUUUCUCAUCGCUCAGGGGGAGAUAUUAAGGCGGACGUUGGAGGAGAAUAGGAAGAGGCAGUACCGUGCUUUGAUCGGAGCGGCGGAGGAGGCGAUCUCCCUGCGGCUGAAGGAGAAACAGGUUGAGAUGGAGAAGGCGGCGAGGCGUAACUCGGAGCUACACGCCCGGAUGGCUCAGUUGAGCGCCGAGUCACAAGCCUGGCAGGCGAGAGCCAGGUCGCAGGAGGCGACGGCGGCGGCGAUUCAGGCGCAGAUGCAGCAGGUGAUGGCGAGUGCUAACCGCCGCGGAGGAGACGGCAACGCUGCGACGGUGGUCUGUGCGGGCGGAGACACCGAGGAUGCCGAGUCUGCGUACAUUGACCCGGAUAGGAUCGCCGCCGCCUCGGUCGGACCGAGUUGCCGGGCGUGUCACCACCGAGUCGCUUCCGCGGUGGUGCUGCCGUGCCGUCAUCUCUGCCUCUGUGCGGCGUGCGAUGCGGCGGCUCAGGCGUGUCCUGUUUGCCUCUCCGUUAAAAGCUCCAGCGUGGAAGUGUUUUUCUGCUAGAGAAGGCCCAUUUUUAGGCCUCGGUCUAUCGCGAACCAGCCCACUAACAAGGAAAAGGCCCAAACUUGCUAUUUUAAAAGAGCAGAGUAAAAUAUGCAAAAAAAAGGAAGGAAAAAUGGAUAUAUAUUGAAUAUAAAUAAUAAACAAACAUAAUU